AUGAUUCGAUUCCGUUCUGGUAUCUUACCAUGUCUCAUUACCAGCUCUCUUCUAUUCUUCCUCUACUUUCGACUUCCCCCUCCACACAAGGACAUACCCGCUCCAUUGGAUCUCCUGCCUCUGCCCUUACCAAAGGAGUCCAACGUCCUGCAUCCCGGAGAAUUCGUCGAUCCCACUUAUUCCGACAUUGAUAUCAACGUGGUUCUAUCCUCAAACGAUCCGUCCGAUGAGCCUGAGGGAGAGGGAACUCUUAAUGACUUGCCACAGAAUAGGUUCUACCAGGGAGGAAUCCUCACUCUAACGACUCAGAACGGCUCUACCGAGCACCCCAAGCCGGCUAUUUACGAUCCCUAUCCUGCUUACAACACUCCUCGAUGGCAUAAGACAUGGGCGGGAAGUUUCGAGGCUUGCCGUGGGCCUCGCGGGAGGGAUUUGGAUCGCGGCAGUAGUGAGGAUAUGAUGUCUGUUUACCGUGGGACACAGAAGGGAUUCCCCGCUGCCAUGUUCGGAUCUCACAAGGCCGUCGGUCUAGACCAGGAUGUCUGUGUAGAUCGCUAUGCUCGCUACGGUCCCUACGGAAUAGACGAAAACAACGACGCUGCGAUUUCGGGAUUCGAAAGGCCCAGCAGAGUCCUCUGGACAAAUGUCAACUGGGGCUAUCUUCAAUCACAAUGCUACGAACGCAACGCCGAACGCUAUCGCCCCGAUCGACCAGACCAGCAUUACGGGCAGCACAUUCUCUCCCUCUACCCGCCAACUCUCGGAGAACAUAUGAGCAUCCCGAGCAAGCCCGCCGGUCUUUCAUACAAGACACGCUCGGCCGUUGUCCUGCGUGCCUCGGAAACAAUGCGAUGGACCCCCAGUCACACCCAAUACCUCCGCUCGUUGAUCAUGGAACUAGCGCUCCACACUGGAUCCGAGUACCAGGUGUUUUUCAUGGUGGACGUGCACGACGAAUCAAUCGAUCUCAAAAACGACGAAGACGCAGUCCGAGCACUCAAACAACGAAUCGUGCCAUCCGAGUUCCGCAAUAUGACAGUCCUCUUCAGCGAACACCUCCUGGCAGAAUGGUACCCAAAGAUAAACGAACACCGCGCAAUCUACCAGCACCUCCAAGCCCUGCAAGUCUUCGCCCAGAUGUACCCCGAAUUCGACUACUAUUGGCAACUAGAAUUCGACAACCGAGUCCUCGGCCACACAUACCACUUCCUCGAACAAGCCAUCGACUUCGCCAGAAAACAACCACGAAAGUACCUCUGGGAACGAAACGCCCACUUCUACACGCCAGGCGUGCACGGCACCUACGCCGACUUCUCGCAAACAAUCGCCAACGCAAUGAGCGGCAAGCACAGUAUCUGGGGGCCCGUCCAGCACGAGGGGAUCCAGCCAGCCGGUCCAACGCCGCCACCCGGGUCUCGGCCUGAAAAGGAUAACUUCAAAUGGGGCGUUGGGGAAGAGGCCGAUCUGAUCACCUUCCUGCCUAUCUUCGAUCCGAGGAAUACAUCAUGGACGUUCCCUAAUAUGAUCUGGAAUGUGUCGGCGGAUAUUCCGCGCCGCGCGUCGGUCAUCACGCAGUGGCGGCUGUCUAGGAGGUUGUUGCUGGAGAUGCAUAAUGCGCAGCGGCGACGGGGGGAGGCAUUUGCGUCGGAGAUGUCGGCGCCUUCGUGGGCUUUGCUGUAUGGCUAUAAGGCUGUUUAUGUUCCGCAUCCGAUGUAUAUGGAUGGGUUGUGGAGUCCGCGGGAAAUGGAUAGGAUGUUUAAUCGGGGCGAGGUGGACAAUGUUAAUGGUGGGUCGGAUAGUAUUUGGAAUUGGGACCAUCGGUUUGAUUUUCUUUGGUAUCGCUUUUCUUAUAUGUUUGCGACGCAGACGGCGGAAGAUCUGUUUCGGAGGUGGCUUGGUUUUCGGCCGGAUCCGAGGUUGCGUUUGGAUGGGAUUCGGCUUGAAUAUCGUCCUGGGAGGUAUUGGGAUGAUGGAGGCAGCUUGGAUGAAUCUGCCAAUGGUCGAUUGUGUUUCCCGUUCAUGCUUCUGCAUAACAUUAAAAAUACCGAGUCUGAGAAAACGAGCAAUUUGCCUGUCACGGAUUCUGCUUUGAAGGAUGACGCUACAUGA
Penicillium nucicola is the source of this 2109-nucleotide messenger RNA. RefSeq names its product DUF3405 domain-containing protein. The coding region runs from base 1 to 2109 and encodes 702 amino acids. The transcript is spliced from 5 exons. The record is from RefSeq and is a predicted model, not a curated record. Lineage: Eukaryota; Fungi; Ascomycota; Eurotiomycetes; Eurotiales; Aspergillaceae.